AUGGUCUGUCUGUACAAUUGCAGAAUAAAGGUACCAAAAGGCAGCAACGUGAGAGAAGAAGCCAAAAUCCACAGUCAGGAAGAAACACUGUGGAAUAUACGGAGUAUAUUUGGCUUACCACAAUACAAACAUUUGACUCUGAGAUUCUACCCUAAUCAUGGAAUAAAGAUGAGCAUCUUGAAGCAACAUGGCAACCAGGAGAAGCCCAUUUUGCCUUUCUCAGUUGAAGAGAUCUUAAAAAAACCAUCCACAGAGACCAGCCUGCAUAAUAGAAUGAUUUGCAGCAGCCAAGCUGAGUCUGAUGAACUCCUCAGAUCGGAAGCACUCUUGGAAAUGUCUAAGAAUGAGAAGAAAGGAAAGCGCCGUAUCAGGACUACAUUCACAGCAGAGCAGCUGCAGGAACUAGAGAGCAUCUUCCAAGUCACACACUACCCAGACGUCAACACGCGCAAUCAGCUGGCAGCAAAGAUCAACCUUCCAGAAGCCAGGGUCCAGAUCUGGUUCCAGAAUCAGCGGGCAAAGUGGAGGAAACAUGAACGAUUUGGUAAUUCAGGGGGCCUUCAGCAUUUAACAGAAGUUGAUUUGCUGCCUGCCCAAAAGGCAGCUGUAGGAAGUCCUGUCCUGAUGCCCAGCAGCCUUUCUCAUGUUGGUAUCCUUACAUGGCCCUUCUCACCAAUCCAAGGGCAUGUGACAUCCUCCUGGCUGCCACACAUGGUGCCCUGUGUCCCCUUGCACAUGGGCCCUGUGAUGCUCUCAAAGCCUUACCUGCUCUUCGACUGCCUCCCUCCAUAUAGCUUCCCACCUCUACCCCUGAAAACAGCUUGGAGGCAUAUCAGUGCCAAUCCCACAUAG
This is a messenger RNA of Varanus komodoensis (Komodo dragon), 852 nucleotides long. RefSeq names its product intestine specific homeobox (gene ISX). Gene Ontology annotation, molecular function: DNA-binding transcription factor activity, RNA polymerase II-specific; RNA polymerase II transcription regulatory region sequence-specific DNA binding. The transcript has 5 exons. Lineage: Eukaryota; Metazoa; Chordata; Lepidosauria; Squamata; Varanidae. Gene Ontology annotation, biological process: regulation of transcription by RNA polymerase II. Bases 1 to 852 code for a protein of 283 amino acids. The record is from RefSeq and is a predicted model, not a curated record.